UAUAAGCAAAAAUGAACAAUGGUAGCUCCCCAAAAUCUCAGGAUAAAUCACAGAAGAUGAAGAAAUCGAUGAAACUCAAUGGUUAGUGUUUUUGUUCCCAUCAGAAGUUUUAUUAGUACUAAAUAAAGUUUUACAAGUCCAAAGUUUUUGACGCUCUGAUGAACAGAGGACUCUGAUAAGGAGACCGUGGAACACAAGCAAGUUCCAGAGGAUGAGAAUCCAAAAACAGAUGCCAAAGAAGAAAAAGGAUCUCAGGGAGCUUCAGACAAGAAAGACAAAAAGGAGAAAGUUCCAGAGAAUGAGAACCCUAAGACAGAAGCCAAAGAAGAUAAAGGAUCUCAGGAAGCUUCAGACAAGAAGGAUAAGAAGGAGAAGGGCGUCGGUUGCUGCAAAAAAUGCAAGGCUAAAGCAAAGAUGACGAAGAAGAAACUCAAAGAAGAGGCGUCUGAUGAAGAGGAUGAGAAACAAAAACAGAAAACAGAGAAGGGGAGUCAGAAAACAGAUACCAAUGAGGAAAAAGGAACUAAAGGAACUUCAGAUGUGAAAGAUAAAAAGGAGACGAGCAUGAUAACAUGGCGACACAAGAGUACAAAGAAAGAUAAGAGUCAUGGUAAAAACUUGUGCAGCGUCAACCCUCCCUAUCAAACCGGUAGGUCUAUGUACCAUGGUAGACCCAACUUUUCAAACCCGUGGAACAUGUACGCACCACCGAGAGUUUUGUAUCCAGCAUUUGCGAAAGGGCCAAUGUAUGGACAAUGUGGUGGUGGUGGUGGUGGUCCAUUACAACCAUACCAGUCCAUGAAUCCAGCAGCUGCAAUGUACAGAGGUGCUAUAAUGUCACCAUAUCCUCCUAUGGCAGCAGCUAUGUAUCCUCCCUAUUGGCAAAGCAGACCGUUCACAGAUGCUAAUCCUAUCACGCGUUACACUACCUACAGAGACAACUACACUACCCACCGAAACAACUACUCUUACUUCUUUAUCUAAGUUUCCUCUUUAAUCAUUCCUUAUGUUUUUCCUCUGUUUGUUUUUUUAUCCAAGGGAGGAAAAAAACUAAAGGACAGAAUAAAGGAAUUUCUUUGUAGACUCUAUAAACGUUCUUUUUUUUUCCAAAGAGAAAACAGAAUAUCCUUUGAUAAAGAUAAUGGAACUAGUCAUUCAACAUCAAGCCAUUACAUGAAAA
Brassica rapa (field mustard) is the source of this 1180-nucleotide messenger RNA. RefSeq lists its product as uncharacterized. Lineage: Eukaryota; Viridiplantae; Streptophyta; Magnoliopsida; Brassicales; Brassicaceae. The record is from RefSeq and is a predicted model, not a curated record.